AUGGCUCAGAAAUCUGCUAAAUCGCUGGCUGUGAAGAAUAGCCAGCGCCUCAAGCAGACUCAUCUCAUCACUCUAGCCAUCCAUCUCCUCUUCCUCCUCCUGGCAUUUACUCUGCGACGAUCCCUGACCUUGAAACCCUAUCUACUUCUCUCAGCGCCUGCAUUAGGGCUAGAGUACUGGCUUGAUUCCAUCGCGCGGCCACAAUACAAUACAGAUGGAGGCUUGCGCAAAGCCGGCGAGGAUCUAGAUGCUCGAGGUCUAACCGAGUUCUUCUGGGACAUUAUCUAUUGGACAUGGAUCAAUCUGAUUGCUGUUGUGCUAUUCGGAAACAGGGCUUGGUGGGCAUACUUGAUCGUGCCUGCCUAUGCUAUCUAUGGCGCCUUCACUACGGCGAAAGGAGUGAAGGGUAUGUUCGGAGGCAUGGCCGGAGGAGCUGCUGAAGGUGAUACCGCUGCUCCAGCACAAAGCAAGAGACAGCAGAAGAUGGAGUCGCGCGGAGGUCAAAAAGUGCGUUAUAGGUAA
Messenger RNA from Lithohypha guttulata, 522 nucleotides. RefSeq lists its product as uncharacterized. The coding region runs from base 1 to 522 and encodes 173 amino acids. NCBI's taxonomy places the organism in Eukaryota, Fungi, Ascomycota, Eurotiomycetes, Chaetothyriales, Trichomeriaceae. Gene Ontology annotation, biological process: vacuolar protein processing. Gene Ontology annotation, cellular component: intracellular membrane-bounded organelle. The transcript is spliced from 2 exons. The record is from RefSeq and is a predicted model, not a curated record.